GGAGGUAUGGUUUUAAAUCGACAACGCAACCUGUUCAAGUUCGGGCACUGCUGGUCCGCAAGGGUCCGAUUGACACGCUCCCGUAACGGAUGCCGUUUUCAUCCAAGAACGGGUCCCCCGUCCCUUUUUGACCCGUGUGUGCUGAGCAAAAAUGCCCAAAGACGAUCGAUCCUCGUGAGCGCACCCAGUGUGGAUGCAGAAGUAGGUUUAGACACAGUAUGUAGGGAGCCUUGAGGCUGGAAAGGUCGAGUGUGGCUGCCCUGGGCGGCGAAGGAAGCAAACGGAGCUUGUUGUCGUCCUGCGGAGGAGUUCAGGUCCCCAGCAAUGUCCGGGGUGGUUUCUUGCCUCCUCUGGUGCAGCAAAACCCUCGUGUCUGCCAAUGCUUCUUGUCCUGUUGCUGAUACAGGUUUGAGAUCCCAGUUCUGUUCUCCUGUCAGUGGGAAAGGCUCCCUUUUGAAGCAGCACAUUCAUUCAAGCACCAUAGGUCUGACUUGCCAGCUUCAGAACCAUGGCAACAGAAGAAAAGAAACCAGACGCAGAAUCCACCAAAACACAGUCGACUCCUUCCUCUUCAACCAAUCAGAGCAAGCUGCUGACAAACUAAUAAAAAUUUGGGGAGCGUAUGAUGGCAAGUUUGAAAAGACGAUAUCUGGUCACAAACUGGGCAUCUCUGAUGUUGCUUGGUCAUCAGAUUCCAACCUUCUUGUGUCUGCCUCAGAUGAUAAAACUCUCAAAAUAUGGGAUGUGAGCUCGGGCAAGUGUUUAAAGACGUUGAAGGGGCACAGUAACUAUGUCUUCUGCUGCAACUUCAACCCCCAGUCCAACCUCAUCGUUUCAGGAUCAUUUGACGAAAGCGUGAGGAUAUGGGAUGUGAAAACAGGGAAGUGCCUCAAGACGCUGCCUGCUCAUUCUGACCCAGUUUCUGCUGUGCAUUUUAAUCGUGAUGGGUCCCUGAUAGUGUCAAGUAGCUAUGAUGGCCUCUGUCGAAUCUGGGAUACAGCAUCGGGCCAGUGCUUGAAAACACUGAUUGAUGAUGAUAACCCUCCUGUGUCUUUUGUGAAAUUCUCUCCAAAUGGCAAAUACAUUCUAGCAGCAACUUUGGACAACACUCUAAAACUUUGGGACUACAGCAAAGGAAAGUGCCUGAAGACAUACACAGGUCACAAGAAUGAGAAAUACUGCAUAUUUGCAAACUUUUCUGUUACUGGUGGCAAGUGGAUCGUAUCUGGUUCAGAGGACAACCUGGUUUAUAUCUGGAACCUCCAAACAAAAGAGAUUGUACAGAAAUUACAAGGGCACACAGACGUUGUGAUCUCCACAGCCUGCCACCCCACAGAAAACAUAAUCGCAUCAGCGGCACUAGAAAACGACAAAACAAUUAAACUGUGGAAGAGUGACUGUUAAACGUUUUCGAUAUCACUUUAGAGACUGUCGGCAAAAUUUUGUUUUUAAAAAAAAAAAAAGAAAUGGAAAAAAAAAUAACCCCACUCAACGAGAGUAAAAACCCCAGUUUGGCAGAAAACCUGAAGAAUAUUUGCGAGAGAGGUUUCUGUUAGUCUUGGUCCAAAGAAAACAUCUUUAGCGUCUUGCUAGAACGGGGCAGCGCAGUGGAAAAAAGAUGAAGCGUCUCCUUUCCUUGCCUGGUCGCUUGGCAGACCUGGAUUGUUCUGAGAUGGCGUUAGAAGUGUCAGCCUUGUAUUGGAAGCCCCAAAGAUAUACUGUACUGUGUGGUAGCAUUAUUCCUUUGGUCUCUUGGUGCUGCUUAAGGAAAAGCUGCCGGUCUGGUUUGUAACAGUAAGUUAAGUUGUGAGCCUAGAUUUUUUUUUUUUUUUUUUUUUUUUUUUUUAAUGUCUAAUUUUUUAAUUUGUUUUGCAGGAGAGUAGGUUCUAGUCUCUCGGAAGUUUCUUUUCAAUGUUUUAAAUAGGGGUACUGCGUCUUGGACGAUGCUUCAUUUCAAACAUGCAGCUCAAAUUUUGUGACCAAAUAAUAAAAACCAUGCAGUUUCAGAUCUUCCCCUUCCUGCCCCUGACUUCAGACUCCUGUGACAAAAAUCUCUCCUCUUACUUCUGUAUAGUUGCUUACCUCUUGUUCUGUGUGUUUAAUAGAAGCUGUUAUAGAGCAAAGUUACAGCUCUUCUGUUAACCAUUAAAAUGAUUCCUGCUUGUAGUUGUUCUCGGUAUAUUUUAACUUUUUUUUCCUCUUCUUGGAAAAAAAAAAAGAAAAAGUUGACAGAACAGUGUAAAAUUUAUUUCAAUGAAAAAAAAAAAAAAGAAACGAUUUUGUAUCUUGGAAAUUCCUCGUAUAGAACUGUAUCACUCAUGGCAUGACUCUGUAUCUAUUUCAGCGUCGGUAUUUCUUCCCCUUUUUGUCACACUACUGUGGUAUUUACACAUCAAAGCCAGUACCAUAUGCCAUAAUAAAGAGGUGGGAUUUUAUGUGUA
Messenger RNA from Alligator sinensis (Chinese alligator), 2441 nucleotides. RefSeq names its product WD repeat domain 5 (gene WDR5). Bases 325 to 1404 code for a protein of 359 amino acids. Gene Ontology annotation, molecular function: histone binding. The transcript is spliced from 13 exons. The record is from RefSeq and is a predicted model, not a curated record. NCBI's taxonomy places the organism in Eukaryota, Metazoa, Chordata, Crocodylia, Alligatoridae. Gene Ontology annotation, cellular component: Set1C/COMPASS complex.